GUGGUGACGGCUGUCCCGCUGCUCCCCGCAGGAACCUGAGCUCGGCCGCCAGCUCCGCCUCUCCCUCCGCCACCUCGCAGAUCCUGGCCAGGAAGAGGCGCCGAGGGAUCAUCGAGAAGCGCCGCCGCGAUCGCAUCAACAACAGCCUGUCCGAGCUCAGGAGACUGGUGCCCAGCGCCUUUGAGAAGCAGGGGUCGGCCAAGCUGGAGAAGGCUGAGAUCCUGCAGAUGACUGUGGAUCACCUGAAAAUGCUGCACACCGCAGGAGGAAAAGGUUAUUUUGAUGCUCAUGCUUUGGCUAUGGACUACCGGAGUCUGGGGUUUCGGGAGUGCCUGGCCGAGGUGGCUCGGUACCUGAGCAUCAUAGAGGGUCUGGACGCCUCCGACCCGCUGCGGGUCCGACUCGUGUCUCAUCUCAACAACUACGCCUCUCAGCGGGAAGCAGCAAGUAGUGCACACGCCGGCAGCGGACACAUUCCUUGGGGCAGUGCCUUUGGACAUCACCCUCCCAUCUCUCACCCCUUGCUGCUGGCUCAGAACGGGCACGGUAACACCAGCACCACAGCGUCUGCCACGGAGCCGCACCACCCGGCCAGGAUUGCUGACACUGCCUCACUCAGAGUGCCCCCAAACGGCAGCGUCGGACCCGUGCUCCCCGUGGUCACAUCGACUGCCAAACUGUCUCCUCCUCUCCUCUCCUCCAUGGCAUCUCUGUCUGCCUUCCCCUUUUCGUUUGACUCCUUCCACCUGCUGUCCCCCGGCGUGCUGAGCCUGUCUGCGCCAACGCCGUCAGCGGCCCUCCCCAAACCCUACCGACCCUGGGGGACUGAGAUCGGAGCCUUCUGAGAACUAACUCCUUAGUCAGGGUGGGGAAGCCUACAGACCAGCUGAGCUGGGUCAUGCCACGCUUAAAGUUGAAGUUCUUAAUAACAGGGACAAAGGUACAGCUUCACCUUAACUGAGUUGGUCUAAAAACUGUCUCUUUAGAUUUUUCUUUUUCUUUUCUACGUUUUUUGUAUUAGCAGGUGGGGUUUUUUUAAAUAGUUGCUGAAGUUGUCAAAAAAAAAUAAAAUGACAGUAGUGGUUGUUAACACUUGUGUUAGAUCUGUGCCGAGCAUUUAAAUCACUUUUGUUAAACGGUUUGUUUCAAAUGUUUCAUUUGCCCUGAGUACGUCCAACUGCCUUUUUAUGAAGAGAUAUCACAUAUUAUUGUUAGCGACAGCCUGGUUUUGUUAUUAAUUUUCCCAAGACCACUCUUCUCAGCAUUAACAAGCUGUGAUUUUUGUUAGUGUUUUGACAUUCAGAUGUUCUAUAAAGAAUUACUCUUUUUGUAAACUA
Calidris pugnax (ruff) is the source of this 1337-nucleotide messenger RNA. It is a transcript of the gene HEY1, whose product is annotated as hes-related family bHLH transcription factor with YRPW motif 1. The transcript is spliced from 4 exons. The record is from RefSeq and is a predicted model, not a curated record. Gene Ontology annotation, cellular component: nucleus. Gene Ontology annotation, biological process: Notch signaling pathway; anterior/posterior pattern specification; negative regulation of neuron differentiation. Lineage: Eukaryota; Metazoa; Chordata; Aves; Charadriiformes; Scolopacidae. Bases 228 to 845 code for a protein of 205 amino acids. Gene Ontology annotation, molecular function: DNA-binding transcription factor activity, RNA polymerase II-specific; RNA polymerase II cis-regulatory region sequence-specific DNA binding.